Messenger RNA from Medicago truncatula (barrel medic), 1780 nucleotides. Its product is annotated as probable sodium/metabolite cotransporter BASS6, chloroplastic. Lineage: Eukaryota; Viridiplantae; Streptophyta; Magnoliopsida; Fabales; Fabaceae. The transcript is spliced from 8 exons. Gene Ontology annotation, cellular component: membrane. Bases 105 to 1403 code for a protein of 432 amino acids. The record is from RefSeq and is a predicted model, not a curated record.
AAGUGUACGAAGUGUCAGUGGUACUACUACUGUACUAGGAUAAUAAAAAGGAGUUUUAAAAGGAAGUCCGGUGCCGUUUGGGUUUGAUUUCUGGAGAGAAGAGAAUGUUUGUUGAAAUAAAAAACAUGAACUCAAUUUCUUCUUCUUCUUCUUCUUCUUAUUCAUCAUCAACCAAAGUGAUGAAUAAGCCACUUUCCCAAUCAUCACUUUUCAGUCUCCGAUACUACAACUGCAACUGCAACUGCAACAACAUCUCUUCAUCUUCAAUUCCUUUUCAUUCAAACUUCCCACCUAAUAAUAUUCGGUUGGCGGUGGUUUCGAGCUCCAGACUUCCUCUGAAAUGUGCUUCUUCAUCCACUAACUUCUCCGAUCCCACACCGAAUCACUCUUCUCACCCCACCAAGCCGGUGAAGCAAAGUUUUCUAUCUAUAUUAGACAUCCUGAAGAACUCAAAUUCACUUUUGCCUCCUGCUAUCGUUUCCAGUACACUGCUAGCUCUAAUCUUCCCACCUUCUUUAACGUGGUUUACUACAAGAUACUUUGCACCUGCAUUAGGGUUUUUGAUGUUCGCAGUUGGGGUCAAUUCAAGUGAAAAGGACUUCAUUGAGGCAUUUAAUAGGCCGGCAGAAAUUGCCACCGGUUAUUUUGGCCAGUUUGUUGUGAAGCCUCUUCUUGGAUAUCUGUUUUAUAUUAUUGCAGUAACUGUUUUUGGUCUACCAACAGGAAUAGGUGCAGGGAUGGUAUUGGUGGCUUGUGUUAGUGGAGCUCAGCUCUCAAAUUAUGCUACUUUUCUAACUGACCCAGAAAUGGCACCGUUAAGCAUAGUAAUGACAUCACUGUCAACUGCUUCUGCUGUUUUUGUCACACCACUCUUAUUACUGUUGCUCAUUGGGAAGAGACUGCCUAUAGAUGUAAAAGGAAUGGUGUUUAGCAUCACACAGAUUGUGGUGGUACCUAUCGCUGUUGGCCUGCUUCUAAAUCGCUUCUUUCCUCCUAUUUGCAAUGCUAUUCGACCAUUUUUGCCUCCACUCUCUGUGUUGACGGCAGCUAUCUGUGCUGGAGCACCACUUGCUCUUAAUGUUGAGUGUAUUAAAUCUCCCCUUGGAAUUUCUAUUUUGUUGCUUGUUGUUGCCUUUCAUUUGUCAGCUUUUAUAGCUGGCUAUAUGCUAAGUGGAUCUGUCUUCCGCGAUUCUCCUGAUGUAAAGCCACUACAACGAACAAUUUCCUUUGAGACAGGAAUGCAAAGUAGCCUCCUUGCCCUGGCUCUUGCUAAUAAGUUCUUUGAAGAUCCAGUUGUGGGUAUGCCUCCUGCAAUUUCGACUGCAAUUAUGUCUUUGAUGGGAUUUGGUCUUGUUUUGAUAUGGAACAAAAGUGGAAAGCAUGAGACAAAACAGAGCACCUGAAAGGUAUGGAUUUAGAUGUGUGUAUUAUUAUGCACAUUGGGUCCAUCUUGUAUCUUAGCACUGCUGAAUCUAUCCCAAGGAGGAACCAACUACAGGAAGAAGUUUGAUAUCAUACUAUUUAAAAUUAUUUGCAUCACACCACUUCUUCUAACCCAGUUUUUGUAAGGGUCGUGUAGAACCAGUGGUGUGAAAUAAUUGAUACUUGUCUAUUAUUUAUAUUUAAGUGUCUUUCAAAUUUUAGAAACUUCAAGCAAGUUGGUGAUUAACAAAAUCCCACUUCACCAAUAGGAUAUAGCCCAUACAAGACACGGGCUGCUUAAAGAAACAAUGUAUUCCUUAAAUUAUUAUGGAUAGAAAUUCAAUUACUUUUCGAAUAA